CUGUCAUUCCUCCCACAACCCACGGUAACACGAAAUUAUCUAGCACUAUCCCCAAACGUCACUGGCUCAGUAGGUUCAGGCAAUAUGUAAGCGAUAGCUAUACAGGCAUGGGGAGCAGAGCCAAUCGCAACUGCUGGACUUGUAAAGAACGCAAGGUCGGCUGCGACAGGGCGCUUCCUUUUUGUCUAAACUGCACACGCUCUAAGCGCCCCUGCAAAGGGUACGGGCUAAAGCUCGCCUGGCCCGACAAGAUCGAUGGCAGAAGGAAGCAGAAAAGGUAUCAAGCUGCGCCUGAGACAUCACCACAGUCUUACGUCACUGAGAAUGGCAACUUCGCGUUCUUAAACACGACAAUUGGAGACGUCGAAGGGAGGAGGGCGAAUGUUCAAGAGUUAGUGGCCAGGGGCGAGAAUGGCGCGCAUAUCGGUCCGAGCAUUGCUCCAAGGGUGCUCGAUAUGUAUGGGAUUGGCGAAGGGGAAGGGUCGUUGCUAUCGUAUUAUGACGCGGUAGUGGCCCGCAUGGUCACCACCAUCGACGACAACACGAAUGGCUUCCGCCUCCAGCUCAUUCCUAUUGCGCUGUCUUCCUCGGAAGCGUCAUCGAAGAGCUUGCUGCAAGCAACGUUGGCGUUGUCUUCAUUCCAUCUAGGUCGGCCGGAAGCGGCGCUGAGGCAUAAGGUGAACGCUAUUAGGGCACUGACAGAGUCUUUCCGGGAAGCGAGCGCGAGCAGAGUCGCUCAGUUUGCGGCAUGUAUGAUGCUAUGCGUGUACAGUGUCUUCGAUGCUUCGGACACGACAUGGUCUCUACACCUCCAAGGCGCGAAGACUAUCACGCAAGCAUUUACGGAUGGCGAGCUAGAGUUGCCUUGCUUGGAGUUUCUAGAGCCUUGGUUAGCCUACCAUGACACGUUCGCGGCGUACACUCAUCAUGCGGAUCUGCCGUCUUCUCGGCAACAGCAACAUCACAUUGUCCUCCCUGAAAGCAGUCCAGCUAAUCAAAAGAUCAUCGGACUCUUAGGGUGUUCCACCGAAUUACUCCGUCUCAUAUCCUGCAUCAACCAACUCCACACCUUCACUACGUCCCUUCACUGCAGCGACGAAUCGCUCGGAUGCAGUGCACUUGAUAUUUCUAUCCCCAUCCGCGAACGCCUCAUGAACCUCCGUCAAGAGAUCCAGAUCCAUCCCGGCGAAACUGCGGGAGCCAUCUCCCAAAAACGCAUCGCGCUAACUGCCGAAUUCUACCGCUUAGCCGCUGUCCUGUACCUCUACCAGGUCUGCCCGUCUGAAGCAAUUCCCCCGAGCUCCAUUGAAGACUACGUAAGCAAAGGCCUCGCAGUUCUGGACCAGAUGGAAGUCUGCACCAGUCCGUGGCCGCUCUUCAUUCUCGCAUGCAAUGUGAAAGGAGAUCGAGGCAGGAUAAGGGUAAUGAGGGUGAUUGAUGAGGGUGCAAGAGAUAGAAGAAUAGGGAACUAUCACAUCAUCAAGGGCCUGGUGCAGGCUGUAUGGAAACAACAGGACUUGGCUGCGGAUGAGAAAAUCGAGAGGAAGAUCGAUUGGAGGGAUCUGAUCGAACCGGGUUCUUACAUGCCAUCUUUCAUCUGAGCGCGCAGUCCAUGGAGAAAGCAGCUACGAAACCAUGGAAAUACCUACCCCUUCAGCAAUCUUCUCUGUACUUCGACAUCUCCCUCCAUCGGUCCAGGGCCUGGCACUCACUUCAU
Molecule: messenger RNA, 1717 nt
Organism: Trematosphaeria pertusa
Lineage: Eukaryota; Fungi; Ascomycota; Dothideomycetes; Pleosporales; Trematosphaeriaceae
Exons: 5
Coding region: 108-1601 (497 amino acids)
Biological process (GO): positive regulation of transcription by RNA polymerase II
Cellular component (GO): nucleus
Molecular function (GO): transcription cis-regulatory region binding; DNA-binding transcription factor activity, RNA polymerase II-specific; zinc ion binding
Source: RefSeq, a predicted model, not a curated record